Capsicum annuum is the source of this 2618-nucleotide messenger RNA. RefSeq names its product probable 1-deoxy-D-xylulose-5-phosphate synthase, chloroplastic. Gene Ontology annotation, molecular function: 1-deoxy-D-xylulose-5-phosphate synthase activity. Bases 105 to 2237 code for a protein of 710 amino acids. The record is from RefSeq and is a predicted model, not a curated record. Gene Ontology annotation, biological process: terpenoid biosynthetic process. NCBI's taxonomy places the organism in Eukaryota, Viridiplantae, Streptophyta, Magnoliopsida, Solanales, Solanaceae. The transcript has 11 exons.
UAAAGUAAUAUAAAAACGUAUUCCCGCUGGUAUCUUCAAACUUUUGCGUAAAUUUUGUCUUCCUUUGUUGUGCUCUUUUUAUCGAAUUGAUUGAUUCUUUCUUCAUGGUUGCUGUUACUGCUCAGUACCCAUUCGGUAUUUUCCCUCAUUUCCAUGGAAAUUCUAGGUUACUUUCCCCAGAAACCGAGUUUUGUACUGUUAAUUUUCCCUCUAGAGUUGAAUAUUCCAGAUUUAUUCUUCACCCUAAGGGUCAUGUUGCUGAAGUACAUUCUUUGCCACAUGUCGGUGAUUUCACUGGUGAAAAUGAGGCAACACCAAUUCUUGAUGCAAUUGAAAGUCCCAUGAGCCUAAAGAAUUUAUCAACUAAGGAACUGAAACAACUAGCUAAUGAAGUUCGAUCAGAAUUAUCUUUUAUCAUGGCAAAAGCUCAAAAACCUUCAAGGUCCAGUCUAACCGCGGUGGAGCUGUCUGUUGCUAUUCAUCAUGUAUUUAAUGCCCCCAUGGACAAAAUAUUGUGGGAUGUGGCUGAACAAACAUAUGCACAUAAACUUCUCACUGGAAGGAGGCAAAUUAUGCAAACACUUGGAGAACAAAAUGGCCAUCCUGUGGCAGCCCCAGAUUUUGAGAGCGAAUUUGAUCCCUUCGGAUCAGGGCAUGGAUGCAACAGCAUUUCUGCUGGACUUGGAUUGGCUGUUGCCCGAGAUUUUAAGGGGAAGCGUGAUCGUGUAGUGGCAGUGAUCAACAAUGAAACAACUAUGGCCGGCCAAGUUUAUGAGGCAAUGAGCAAUGCAGGAUAUUUGGACUCAAAUAUGAUUGUCAUACUAAAUGAUAGUCAGCAUUCUUUACACCCAAAGCUUGAGGAGGCCUCUAAAACACCUAUUAAUGCUUUAUCAAGUACUCUCAGCAAACUUCAGUCAAGUAAACUUUUCCGGAGGUUUAGAGAACUUGCUAAGGUAUUAACUAAGAAAAUCGGGAAAGGCAUGUAUGAAUGGGCAGCCAAGGUUGAUGAGUAUGCACGCGGUAUGAUUGGCCCGCCAGGAUCAACCCUCUUUGAAGAGCUUGGCCUUUACUACAUUGGGCCUGUUGACGGACACAAUAUUGAAGAUCUAGUAUGUGUUCUGAAUGAAGUGGCAUCUUUGGAUUCAAUGGGUCCUGUUUUGGUUCAUGUUAUAACCAAGGAAGAGCUGGAAGUAGGAGACAAUCAAAUGAAUGCAGUUGCAAAUGAAAUUAUGGAAGGUGCAUCUAGCUCAAACACUAAACCUUGUGGCACUCGAACAUAUAGUGAUUGCUUUGUAGAGGCCUUGAUAUCAGAGGCAGAGAGACAUAAAGAUAUUGUAGCUGUUCAUGCAGGCAUGGGAAUGGAGCCAUCACUUCACCUGCUGAAGAACGUCUUUGCAGAGAAGUUCUUUGAUGUUGGGAUGGCCGAACAACAUGCGGUGACAUUUGCAGCUGGAUUGGCACGUGGAGGGCUGAAACCGUUCUGCAUAAUUCCUUCAGCUUUCCUGCAAAGAGCGUAUGAUCAGGUCAUCCAUGAUGUAGACCGUCAGAAGGUUCCCGUGCGUUUCAUUAUUACAAGUGCUGGAUUAGUAGGAUCUGAUGGUCCUAUGCAUUGUGGGGCAUUUGAUAUAGCAUUUAUGUCCUGUUUGCCAAACAUGAUUGUGAUGGCUCCUUCUGAUGAAGUUGAGCUUUCUCAUAUGGUUGCAACUGCAGCCCUUAUUGAUGACAGGCCGGUUUGCUUCCGCUACCCUCGCGGCGCCCUUUCAGUGAUGGAAAAGUCAUUUGGUGGUGGAAUUCCCAUUGAGGUUGGCAGAGGGAGAAUACUUACAGAGGGUAAAGAUAUAGCAUUACUUGGAUAUGGUUCCAUGGUACAAAAUUGUCUAAGAGCUCAAUUGCUUCUUUCAAAGUUCGGUAUUGAAGUGACUGUCGCUGAUGCAAGAUUCUGCAAGCCUCUCGACAUAAAACUUCUUAGGCACUUAUGCAAGAACCAUUCCUUUCUAGUUACAGUCGAGGAAGGCUCUAUAGGAGGAUUUGCAUCACAUGUAGCACAGUUCCUCUCACUCGAUGGGCAGCUUGACGCAGGAAUUAAGUGGCGACCAAUCACUUUGCCUGACAACUAUAUCGAGCAAGCAUCACCGAAAGAGCAGCUUGCUGUUGCUGGGUUGACUGGAAAUCACAUAGCUGCAACUGCGCUGAGUCUACUUGGCCGCACUCGAGAAGCUCUUCUUUUGAUGUGCUAAAUUCCAUUUCUUUGUUCUUACAGGUUGUUUGGAGAAUCUAGGUGUUCUUCUUAGGAAAACACACAUAGGUGGCAAGACAGUAUCAUUGGGCAGAUCAGAAACUACUCCAGGUGGUUCAUCAAUUGAAGUAUUUGAGGCAACACAUCUGCAGAUGGUAUAUCAGGAACUACACUUGAUAUGUCAGACGUUGAGAAAGGAAAAUCUAUAUCAGAAUCUACAUCUGUAUGAUCAUCAACACUUAAUUGUUGUUGAAGGAAAUUUGUAGUAGAUUCAUUAAUGUUUUUAUUAGUAAAGGGAAAUACAUGUUCGUGGAACAUAACGUCUCUGGUCAUAAACAGUUUGUUAGUGGCCAAAUUCAUCAGUAAGUAUCCUUUUUGAGUA